Penicillium malachiteum is the source of this 870-nucleotide messenger RNA. RefSeq names its product fumarylacetoacetate hydrolase family protein. The coding region runs from base 1 to 870 and encodes 289 amino acids. NCBI's taxonomy places the organism in Eukaryota, Fungi, Ascomycota, Eurotiomycetes, Eurotiales, Aspergillaceae. Gene Ontology annotation, molecular function: catalytic activity. The record is from RefSeq and is a predicted model, not a curated record. The transcript is spliced from 3 exons.
AUGUCUACAUUUACACACUUGAUCCGUUUCCUGGCUAAGGAUGGCCAAAUUUACUACGGCGACGCAGUUCUCCCUACUGGAGUGAGCGACAUCUCCAAGGCCACUCAGGCCAAAGUCAUUCAGGGCGAGAUUUUUGGCCAGCACCAGGUGACUGACCAAGUGGCCGAUGUGCGCAUGCUUCUGGCACCUCUGGCGCGCCGGGAUAUCAAGACUGUUCGCUGUCUGGGCCUCAACUACGAGCAGCAUGCUAAGGAAUCCAACCUGCCCAUUCCCAAGUAUCCUGUCCUGUUCUUCAAGCCUGUUACCGCCAUUUCAGGCCCUACAGAUGAUAUCCCAGUUGCCGCCAUUGCACAAGAGAGCGAGGGCCUGGAUUACGAGUGCGAACUGGUCAUCGUCAUCGGUAAAGAGGCCCGCAAUGUGCCUGAAAGUAAGGCGCUGGAGUAUGUCUUAGGAUAUGCAGUUGGUAACGAUGUUUCCCAUCGUGAUUGGCAGAUCAAGCGUGGCGGUGGCCAGUGGGGAUUAGGUAAAGGAUUUGAUGGAUGGGCUCCUUUUGGACCGGGAAUCGUCUCUUCCAAGGUGAUCACUGAUCCUAAUGCUUUGCAUAUCUCAACCAUCUUGAAUGGAAAGACUGUGCAGUCCUCGUCCACCAAGGAUAUGAUUUUUGGCGUCGCCAAGACUAUUGCCUUCUUGUCGCAGGGUACUACCCUCUUGCCGGGAGAUCUGAUUUUCACUGGAACACCUCAAGGUGUUGGAAUGGGCCGCAAGCCCAAUCUGUGGUUGAAGGACGGCGAUCAGGUGGAGGUUGCACUAGAGGGUGUUGGCUCUUGCAAGAACCGAGUCAUCUAUGAUAAGCCUGCAUCCAAGCUGUGA